Molecule: messenger RNA, 312 nt
Organism: Aureobasidium uvarum
Lineage: Eukaryota; Fungi; Ascomycota; Dothideomycetes; Dothideales; Saccotheciaceae
Source: the annotation of a GenBank genome assembly
AUGCCGACAUAUUUGAUCCAUGGCUUUCGCUGGCCGCGACCACUUAUCCGCAUCCAUAUCAUUCUCCAGAACCUUGAUGAUGCCGCUGCGGAAUGGCUCAUCGCGCCUGCGACGACCGAGACACUGCUCGAAAACUUUACCGAAUUGUGGCCGCAGACUGUUACGAACCUGCCCAACCUUCGCUUCGUAGAACAAUUCGAUACCACCGAUGAGUCUCCGGCUGCCUGUUCACAACCAUACGCCUACGUUGCAGACAUCUGCGAACAGGUCAAGUUGGGCAUUGAGGUGGACGAGGUUCGGGGAAAGGUCUAG